AUGGCUAAUUUAUCUGCAAGUGGAUUUCUUCUCAUGGGCUUUUCUGCCAAGCCUGAGCUAGAAGUCUUUUACGCUUCAUUAUUCUUGGUCUUAUACUUGUUGGCUUUAACUGGCAACAUGCUCAUCAUCACCGCAACUUCCCUGGAUGACAGUCUCAACUCCCCCAUGUAUUUUUUCCUGAAACAUCUCUCCUUUUUGGAUCUCUGCUAUAUUUCUGUGACUGUUCCAAGAUUCAUUUGCAAUUCUUUCAUGCAUAGCAGAAACAUUUCCCUCUGGGAAUGCAUCGUGCAGUGCUUUGCUUUUGCGGUCUGUGGCUCUGCUGAGAUGUCCAUGCUCACGGUGAUGUCCUAUGACCGCUACGUGGCCAUCUGCCUGCCCCUGCACUAUGACAUCAUCAUGGACGUCAGAACCUGUGUCCAUGGAGUCGUCGGCGUCUGGGUCAGUGGGGCCAUCUCUGGAGUCAUGCACACGGCAGCUACUUUCUCCAUCCACUUCUGUGGCCCUCGCAUCAUUCACCAGUUCUUCUGUGAUAUCCCCCAGCUCCUGAAACUCUCCUGCUCUAGUGAGUAUCUGGGCGAGGCUGGUGUUGCUGCCUUCCUGUGUUUGCUGGCGUUUCUUUGUGUCAUCUUUAUUGGAUUCUCCUAUACAAACAUAUUUUCUUCCGUGCUCAGGAUGCCAUCUGCUGAGGGCAGAGCCAAGGCCUUUUCCACUUGCCUUCCCCAUCUCAUUGUUGUUAUUUUAUUUAUUUCUACUGGUACCUUUGAGUUUUUGAAGCCCCAUUCUGACACUCCCACUGCUCUGGACAUUUUACUCACUAUUCUCUAUACGGUUGUUCCCCCAACAUUCAAUCCAGUGAUCUAUAGCCUGAGAAAUAAAGCUAUAAAAAGAGCUGUAAGAAAGGUUUUUAAAAGAAGAAAAUCAUUCUUGUUUUCUUGA
This is a messenger RNA of Sorex fumeus (smoky shrew), 936 nucleotides long. Its product is annotated as olfactory receptor 14J1-like. Gene Ontology annotation, molecular function: G protein-coupled receptor activity; olfactory receptor activity. The transcript has a single exon. NCBI's taxonomy places the organism in Eukaryota, Metazoa, Chordata, Mammalia, Eulipotyphla, Soricidae. The record is from RefSeq and is a predicted model, not a curated record. Gene Ontology annotation, biological process: G protein-coupled receptor signaling pathway. Gene Ontology annotation, cellular component: membrane. The coding region runs from base 1 to 936 and encodes 311 amino acids.